Molecule: messenger RNA, 8313 nt
Organism: Rotaria socialis
Lineage: Eukaryota; Metazoa; Rotifera; Eurotatoria; Philodinida; Philodinidae
Source: the annotation of a GenBank genome assembly
AUGACAACGUCACGGGCAUCAAUAGUUAAUAUUCAUUGUCCUCCAUCAUCAUCAUCAUCUCAUGGAUGGCAAGUUGAAAGUGGUUAUUAUUCGGAUUCAUACAAUAACUCGGCUUCUUCAAUGUCAAAUACAAAGAAGCAAACAUCGCCACACUAUGGUGUUCAUCCAACGUCGUCGUCUUGUUGUACAUCUUUAAUACCUCCGCCACCACUAUCGACAAAUUUAUUUCACAGAUCAUCAUGUCAUAAACGACAACAUCAAACUACAAAAGACAUUGUUUUAUGUUCAUGUACCCAUCAUCCAUAUCUUCAACAUAAAAUAAAUGUCAGCAAUAAUUCUAAUACUCCAACGAAUGCAGCACUUUUAUGUACAAUUGACCGAUGUAUACAUUCUAGUACAAAUAUGAAACCUAUAUCUGAACAUCAAAUUGAACAUUCUAAUUCUUCAUUAAAUGAUUCCAAUACAUCGCCAGGAAUAACAAGUAAUGAUGAUGAAUCAGGAAGUCAUUCGGCAAUGGACUCAUCAGUUUUAUCACCACUUAUUACACGAUCACAAGCAGUACAACAGCCACCACCACCGCCGCUGCCACUGCAUCCUCCUCCUAUGAUUCCUGUUGAUCACACAACAUUGCUCAGUCAAAUAAAAACAACAACGCGUAAUUCAAUACUUUUCUGCAAUGACAACACUUCUAUGACAACUAACACCUAUAUACCUGAUAGCGGUUUCGAUUCAUCAAGUUCACAUGCCACUGCAUCACUACCACCUAUACCUCCGCCAAAACCAUCAUCAACACCUUGUACUGCUUUCAUGAUACAAACACAAACAGGCAACGCUCUCUUAAUACCACAUAGUCAAGGUUCAUUGAUGUCUUCUUCGACCAUUGAUCCAAACGGUAGUAAUAUUCAUAAUGGUACACUUCCUCUUCGGUCUUCCGCAUACUCAUGUCCAAAUUCAACUCAACUAACAACAACAAUGUCAACGAUUGACCGGCCACAUUCUAAUUUAUCAAAUGUCUAUCAGACAAUUGAUGCCGACAGUCAUCGUGAAUAUAUAAUUCAUUCAAACGACAAUAAAAAUGAAAUCUUUCCUGAUACACCAUUACUGCCUUGUUUUCGCAAUAAUUGUUAUGUUUAUCCACUGGAUCAUCACCAUCAUCAUUCUCAUUCACAUAUUCGUUGCAAUUGUGAUUCAACAACGUAUAAUGAACAAGCAACAACAACAACAACACGACAGUCAACACAUUCACCGUGUCCUUUAUUUAAUAGUUCAACAUGUCGAUCGAAAAAACGUAAAACAGAUGAAAAUUAUUUUCAAAGAAAUUUUUUCUCAUGGAAAACAAUUGCAAUUAUUUUUAUUUUAACAACAUUAUGUUUCCUAUUGUCAACUAUUUAUUUAUCAAUAAUACAUUAUUAUCAUCCAACAUUUCGAGAGAUAAAUUUAACACAACCAAAAGCUCGUCAACAGAAUUUAUUUUAUGGUAAAACAACACGUUUCAUUCGUAUUGGUGAUAAAAUAAAGGAAACAAUAGAUUCACAAUCCAGUACACAAUUACAGUUUUAUAUUGAACGAACAAUCUCAAUACAAUUUAAUUUUACAGCUAAUCGACAAGCUAAUUUUGGCAUCUAUGGUAGACGCUCGAAUUCGCCAAGCUUAACUCAAUUUGAUUUUUUUCAUUCCUUUCAUGAAAAUAAUCAACAACAUCAUCUUGUACGUAGAAGUUUUCCAGUAAAUCGAACAUCACAAAUCUAUAUAACGAGUCUUAAUUAUGAACAAUCAACAUUACUAUUUAAUGAAUUAUUAACAACAGGACUUUGGUAUAUCACAAUAAUAAAUGAUGGAUUGACUAAAGAAAAUUCUGAAUUAAAUAUUGAACAUAUUGAUGAUAAAAAUGAACGAACAUGUUUAAAUAAUUGUAAUAAUCAUGGUAUUUGUCAGCAUGGCAUAUGCAUUUGUCAACCAUCGUAUACAGGAUCGGAUUGUUCGAUAGCACAAUGUACAGAUUUAUGUAGUGGACAUGGUGUUAUUGAACAUGGACAAUGUCGAUGCCAAGAAGGUUGGCAUGGAGCUGAAUGUCAACUAUCGUUCAAUCAAUGUGAAAUAAGCAAUUGUAAUAAUCGAGGCUCUUGCAUUGCUGGUAAAUGUAUUUGUCAAAAUGGUUAUCAAGGAAAAUUUUGUGAACAAGUUUCUUGUCAAAAUGUGAACUGCAGUGAUCAUGGAAUAUGUCUUGAAGGAAAAUGUCGUUGCUUUCAUGGAUAUACAAAUGAUGAUUGCUCAUUAUUAAUUCAUUCACAAUGUGAUAAUCGAUGUUCCGAACAUGGGCAAUAUGUUGAUUAUCCAAAACCGAUGUGUAUAUGUGAUAAUAAUUGGACAGGAGACGAUUGCGCGGAAUUGAAAUGCAAAAUUGAUUGUGGUAUCCAUGGAAAAUGUUCUGCAAAUGAUAAAAAUAAAUGUCAAUGCGAUGAUGGAUGGACAGGAGAAACUUGUGGAAAAAGAAUUUGUUCAGAAUUAUGUAAACAAUGUGAUGAUAACGGAACUUGUUUAUGUCCGAAUGGAUAUGCCGGUCGAUAUUGUCAAAUAGAUGCUUGUCCGAAUAAUUGUAAUGGACAUGGGGAAUGUAAAGUAAAUAAAUGUGUAUGUCAUAUAAAUUGGUUUGGACCAGAAUGUCAAUUUACAAUUGAACAUAAUUGUAAUGAUCAAUUAGAUAAUGAUAAUGAUGGUCUUGUCGAUUGCCUUGAUCCAGAUUGUUGUUCGUCAAGUAGAUGUCAAUCGACUGCAGAAUGUAUUUCUAGAACAACUGCUAAAGACAUAUUAUUAAGACGUCAAGCUCCAAGUCCAUCGGCUUCAUUUUUUGAACGUAUGCAAUUUUUAAUUCAAGAAGAUGGUUUACAAACAUCAUCAAUUUAUACAUCAUUCAAUGAACGACGUGCAUCUGUUAUACGUGGUCAGAUAUUCUAUAAAAAACUUUUACCACUCAAUGGUGUAAAAGUUCAAGUAUUGAACAAUCCCAAUCAAGGCUAUACAGUAUCCGACAAAGAUGGAUUUUUUAAUUUAUUAGUCAAUGGUGGUGGUUCAGUACUUAUACAAUUUAUUCGACAGCCAUUUCAAACAAAACAAUAUGCAUUUAUUGUUCCAUGGAAUACAUUUCUUCAUAUUGGUUAUAUUUAUAUGGAUGAAACUAGUGAAAAUAUUGUUUGCCAUAGGAAUUAUUCUGAAAGUAUUCAACCAAAAUUAUGGGAUACUAGUCUUGAUAGAAGUUUUAUAACAAACGACAAAUUUGAUUAUGCAUAUACAUUAGGCUCACAAAUAAUUCGUCAAUCAAUAUCAAUUGAUAAGCCUGAUUUACCUAUUAAAUUUAUUUAUUUAAGUUCAUCAAGUGGAAGACGUUAUCAGUCAAUAUUAACAAUUGUAUUAACCGGAGAUCGUAUUGAUGAUUAUCUAACACAAAUACAUUUAAGUAUCAGUAUUGAAGGAACAUUUUCUAUGAGAAAGUUUCCGGCAGAAAAAAAUCUAAUUUAUGAAUAUGAAUGGUCGCGAAGAAAUGCUUAUGAUCAAAAUGUGCAUGGUUUAGCUGAAGCCAUUGUUUCAAUUGGAUACGAAUAUAUGAAUUGUAAUCAAAUUGAUUGGUAUCGAAAAUCAGUUAAAAUAACAGGACAAGACAUUCCAACAGCAAAUAUUGGUGGAUGGACAUUCAAUGUUCAUCAUAAAUUGAAUGUUCAAGCAGGUAUCUUACAUAAAGGUGAUGGAACAAAUAUGUUACUCACUGAUUCGCCUCUUCAAUUUUCUACUUUAAUCGGUAUUCGUGAUCAAAUACGUUCGAUUGAUUGUCGAAAUUGUUAUGAAAAUCAAGCAUUAUUAACAAAAUUACUUAAUCCAACAAGUCUAACUAUUAGUAAUGAUGGUACAAUAUAUAUCGGUGAUUUAAACCUCAUAUGGAUGUAUCGACCGGCAAAUAACCUUGUUAAACCAGUUCUUGAAUUGAACGAACAGUAUACAUACAAAUAUUAUUUAACAACAGAUCCCGUUGAUGGUCGUUUAUAUAUAUCCGAUUAUCAUCGUCGACAAAUUAUACGUUUAAUAAAAACUGAAUCUAUUGAAAAUCUAAAACAAAAUUAUGAAAUUGUUAUUGGCGAUGGCCAUUAUUGUACAUUAGAUUUAAUUCAUAAUAUAACAUGUGGUGAUGAACAAUUAGCUAAAGAUGUUUCAUUAUCGUACCCGAAAGGUUUAACAAUUGAUCGUUAUGGAACAAUCUAUUUUAUUGAUGGACAGCGUAUUCGAAAAUUAAAUAUUGAAAAUAGUCAUGUUACAAAUCUUGUUGGAUCGUAUGACUAUCAAAUAGAUUACCAUAAACAAUUAUCAUGUAAUCGAAGUUAUUCACUUGAUCAGUUUAAUCUUUAUAAUCCAACGACAUUACAUAUUCAUCCACUUGAUGGCGAUUUAUAUAUUCUAGACGAUAUGUAUCUAUAUCGUAUACGGAUCAAUUUUAAUCUCAUUGAAAUCGUUCUGGGUCAAUCGUUGAAUUGUUUAAAUAAUGACAAUUUUGUACAAUUAAAUAAUCCAAUGGAUUUUUCGUUUAAUCAUCAAGGAGAUUUAUUUAUACUGGAAAAAUCAAAACCAUUCAUUCGUGUAUUACGAUCAUCAAAUAAUCAAUUGGAAAAUUUAAAUCUUAAUUUAAAUAAUAUUAAAAUCAAUUUUGCAUCCAUUAUUAACUAUCCCGACGGUUCAAUUAUACUUUCAAAUAUUGCUUCGAAAGAAAUUUUGAAAUUAAAAUCAAUUUCAGUAACAAAUGAAGAUGAACAAAACAAUGGUUUAAAUAUUCAUUCAACAGAUAAAAAUGAAAUUUAUGUUUUCAAUCGAGUUGGACAACAUCGCGCAACAAUCGAUGCAUUAACAGGGGAAACAAUCUUUAAUUUUACAUAUGAUUCUCCUCAAAAUGCUUAUGGUAAAUUAGAAUCUAUAAUCUAUCGUAAUGGUAAAAGUUUAUUAUUGAAAUAUGAUUAUGCUAUGCGUAUCAAUGAUAUUGUUCAAAUGCCAAAUGGAAAUAAAUUAAAGAUAAAUUUUUCAAAACAAAAAUUCUUCGCACAUAUCAUUGACGAUAGUGGUUUAUCUACACAAUUUUCAUAUGAUAAUGGAUUGUUAACAGGAGUCAUUAAAAAUAAUAUAAUUAGAAAUCAUUUUAUUUACAAUAAAGCUGGACAUAUUCAACAAAUUAUUCAUGAAGAUGGUUAUUUCAAUGAAUUGAUCACAUCCGCUAAUCAUUCGUUUUAUCGAAUAGAUAUUAUUGGUCCAAAUGAAAAUACAACUUAUUUGAUGAGUAAAUCAAAAACAAUUCAAUUAAAAAACAAUCAACCACGAUUAGUUCGUCGAGAUUUAUCAAAUUCGACAAUAAUUACUUCAUCCUUAAAUCCAUCAGUAAAAUUGAUUUCAAGUUCAAAUCGUUCAUUAACUUUAAAAAAUCGUCAUCAAACAAUUGAAUUUAAUUCAUCAUCACAAUUUUUAAAUUCAUUAGUUUAUUCCGUUUUACCCUACGAUAAUGAACACGUGCGUUCUUGUCAUUUAAAGAUUAAUAAUAAUAUUAUUUUAACAAUGUUAUUUGAUCAUUCUGAAAACAAAUUAAUUAUACAAGAUUACAAACAAAAUGAAAUUCUAACAAUGAUCUAUUCAGAUAAAUAUCGUUUGCAAUCAAUAAAUACAAAAGGAUUUUUACCGAUUAGUUACACAUACAAAGAUAACGAUCAAAAAUUAUCAAGCUGGAAAAUUGGCUCCUAUUAUGAAGAAUUCUUGUAUGAUACACGUGGACGUUUAAUUGAAAUACAACGAUUUAAUGAUCUUUCAUCAAUUAAAUAUAGUUAUGGACAUGGAGAACAACCUGUUGGAAUAACUUAUGGUUCUCAAUCGAAUGUAAUGUUACGUAAAGAUUCCACUGGAAGUAUAACUGGUAUCAUCAUGCCCAAUCAAGCCGAACAUACACUCGAAUAUCGAACAUAUUUCAAUAGUUAUCGUUUGAUUUAUUACGGUUUACAUACACAAAUAUGGGAAUAUGAUUCUAAAUCAAAUCUUCAACGAAUUUAUUUUCCAUUUCAACGUCUCAUAACCUAUAAAUACGAUGAAAAUAAUCGUUUAAUUUAUUCAUUUACUGAUGGUUGUAAAACAUCAUAUGAAUAUUUAAAAUCACAAAAACAAAUUCAUAUUGCGUAUCCUCGUGGACAAAUAUACGAACAAAUUUAUGAAUACAAUAAUAAUUCAUUAUUAAGUAAUUUGAUUGAUUAUUAUUAUGAUAAAUAUUCUUAUAUAAUUUCAUAUAUAAAAUAUAAUUCCAUAAAUUCAUUUGAAUUACGAUUUAUUUUUUCAAAAGCAUAUGAAAGAAAUUUUCUUGAAAAUUAUUCAACCAAUUAUCAACUAAGUUAUCAAUUAAAUUACAAUGAGAACUAUGGCUAUUUACAAUCGAAUUCCUUCGUACGAUUAACAUAUCCAACUAUCUAUGAAUGUUUCAUUAAAGAUUAUUCAAAUUCAAUAACAAUAUCACGCCGUAUUGAUGAAUAUAAACGUCUAAAAGAAUUAAAUUUAAAUUAUAAAAAUCAAAAACGUUUAACAAUUGAAUUUAUCUACAACAAUAAGCAAUUACUAUUAGAACAAAUAAAAAUUACAUUAAACGAACUCGAAAAAUAUUCCUAUACCUAUGAAUAUGAUAAUUUAAAACGUCUAAUUAGUAUUAAAAAUAAUCAAAAUUCAAUUGACUAUUAUCAAUAUGAUUUAAAUAAUAACUUAAAUUCAACGAAAUCUUAUCCAUCUAUUCAAUAUAACCAAUGGAAUCAAAUAGUACAAAUAGCAACAAAUGAAAAUCUAACAUUAAAUUAUAAAUAUGAUCAAAAUGGAUUUCUACAUGCAAUAUCAAAUAAUAAACUCUAUCUAUUUAAUUCAUUUGGUUUAUUAAUUAAAUAUAAAUAUAAUCAAUUAGUGAUCGAUUUUAUCUAUGAUAAUGAGCAACGUUUAAUUAUGAAAUUAUAUCCCGUAACUGGUUACUAUUUAAGAUUUAUCUAUGGAAAUCAACAACAACGAAGAAUGAUAACGCAUAUAUAUAAUUCACAAUUAAAAUUGUUAACUAUUAUUUAUUAUGAUCAUCAAAAUAAUUUAAUUGGUUUUGAACAAAAUGAAAAGAAAUAUUUUCUAUUAACUGAUGAUAUUGGUUCACCAUUAUUUAUGUAUGAUAAUAAUGGUCUUUUAGUUCAAGAGAAAUUCUACGGUUUAUAUGGACAAAUUUUAAUUGAAAAAAAUUAUAACGAUAAAGUGUUUUUUCCAUUUGGUUUUGCUGGUUUGCUAUUGGAUGAAGAUUUAAAUUGUGUUUUUGAUAAAAUUCAUGGGAAAUUAUUCGAUCUUAAUCUUGGAAGAUAUUUAGUAGCGAAUUUUCCGUUAACAUGGACAAAUAAACAAACAUAUCUACCGAAAAUGAAUAAUCCAUUACAUGAUAUGAAUUUAUAUAAGAUAAGUGAUGAAAUUUAUAAUGUUAAUGAAAUCUUCUUUCAACGAUUACAUAAUAAUGACAUUCUCAGUCAACUACGAAGUCUCAAUUAUGAUUUUACAAGCACACACGAUUCAGUGCUAUCUUCACCCUAUUUUAAUAAUCAAAAUAUUAUUCUCGAAGAAAAUUCAUUAAUUUAUUCAUCAUUUUUUUCAUAUUUCAAUGAACAUUAUUCAAUAUCGUAUCCAAAUAAGUUCAUAUAUUCAAUAGCCCACAUUGAAAAUGAUAAUGAUUUUUGGAUAAAUCGUACAUUAUCCGUAAAAAAUCCGAAUCAACAAAUAGAAUUCAUAUCAUUUGCAUCCUAUGAUGAUUUGUUUUCUACCUUAUUCAAUCAGUCCUUUUUAAUUCCAUAUCGUAAACAAAAUCAUGUAUAUUUUCUUCAAAAUCUAAAUAAUUUUCAACAACUAAAAUCACAUCUCAAUCAACCAUUAUUUCGUCAAUAUAAAAUAAAUAUACGACAUCAAACAAAUACAAAUAAUCUUGUCGAUAUGGAUUUAAUUAUCAGUAAUACAACCACAUUUCAUAUUAAAUUCGGUUCAACAUAUGAUCAAGAAUAUAAAUAUUUAAUUGAUAAUAAUUUAUCACAAAUGAUAAAAAAUGUUUGGCAAUAUGAACGAACCUAUUUAAUGGAAAAUUUUCGAUUAUAUUAUUUAUAUACAUGGUCACAAAAUGAAAUCGAUGAAUUAAUAAGUAAUGGCUAUGUAACAAACUAUACUGUUGUUUAUCGUUAUGAUCCAUGGAUUUAUCCAGAAAUAAUUGAUGAUCCGACAAACUUUAUGUUUAAAAUGAAAACAUAA